AUGUUCUGUUCUAGUGACUCCCCAGUCUUUUCACCUAAUCUUACUCGCAUCGAUGGCUGGGUCGACCAGCCGAAUACUAGAGGAACACUUGACAUUGUCUGGACAAGCGUCUUUACGAUAUUCAUAUGUACCUUCACGCUCCUCUGCCUCAAUCUUCCAGCAGCCAACGAUACGGCAUGGCAAAUGACAGCUCGCAAGCUUUUCUGGAUGAGCCUUGCUAUUGCAGGACCUGAAUUCGUCCUCACAGCUGCGUGUGGACAAUUAGGCACUGCUCAGGAGUCCAUCAAGGCCUUCACCGAGCUCGGUUAUCCCCAAUGGACCAUCAGACACGGGUUUUUCGCUGACAUGGGAGGUUUCCUCUUCGUUCCACGUGAUAGCACACCUUUUCCUGUCACUUCAAAGCAUCUACACUGGUUGGUCUCACGGAGGUAUCUUUCUUACCCGGAUGUAUCUCCGAAAGAGAUAUGGGACAAAUCCAAGCAGGAUACGGUAGCCAAGCUCAUUUCGUGCUUCCAGAUUGGUUAUCUGAUGGUGCAAACUUUGGGUCGAGCCGGACAACGUCUCGCCAUCACGACCCUGGAGCUAUCUGCAUUGGCUAUAGUCGUAUGUUCAAUUAUGACCAAUAUAUGCUGGUUACGCAAGCCUGCGGGUGUCUUGACCCCAAUCCGCCUCUAUUCGGAGUUGAGCCUGGAGGAGAUCUUGAAGGAUGCUGGCGUUGCUGACCUGCCAUGGAAACAAACCCCGCUGGACUUUGUCGACGAUCUCGGACCAAGUUGGGCGUUGAAUGUACAACCUUUCAUGGGAAUGCCAGUAGGCCCACAUGAGAGACCAAUGCCGAGAUUUGGUAAUGACCGGCUCCCAAAUUUGAACGGUCGCCACGAGACGCUUCUCUGUUUCGCAACACUCGUCUACGCCGCAAUCCACCUAGCAGGCUGGAAUUUCGAAUUUCCCACCCGAACCGAGGGUAUACUCUGGCGAGCAUCCAGCUUGUUCAUCUUUGUCAACACGGCAGUAUUCUGGCUCUGCGAAACUGCAGCAGCCUGGCACCGCAAAGGCCGGUGGCAGAGAUUCUUCUACCGGGUCCUCGAUCCCGAAAGACUGGAGGAGGUGGAAUCUGCUCGACUACAGAAACUCGCCAACCAAGAACCGAAACAGCUGCCGUUAGCUUGGGAGUUUUGGACCAUUACCCCUUUAGCGAUCACAUAUGCUGCUGCCCGGGGUUAUCAGAUCAUCGAGGCGUUUAUGGGGCUACGGUCGUUGGAGCCAAGUGCUUAUCUGAAUGUGGAGUGGUCGAAUUAUAUACCGCACAUUUAG
Messenger RNA from Endocarpon pusillum Z07020, 1314 nucleotides. RefSeq lists its product as uncharacterized. NCBI's taxonomy places the organism in Eukaryota, Fungi, Ascomycota, Eurotiomycetes, Verrucariales, Verrucariaceae. The record is from RefSeq and is a predicted model, not a curated record. The transcript has a single exon. Bases 1 to 1314 code for a protein of 437 amino acids.